Messenger RNA from Polypterus senegalus (gray bichir), 4567 nucleotides. It is a transcript of the gene ppih, whose product is annotated as peptidylprolyl isomerase H (cyclophilin H). Gene Ontology annotation, cellular component: intracellular membrane-bounded organelle. Bases 142 to 675 code for a protein of 177 amino acids. Gene Ontology annotation, molecular function: peptidyl-prolyl cis-trans isomerase activity. The transcript has 9 exons. The record is from RefSeq and is a predicted model, not a curated record. Lineage: Eukaryota; Metazoa; Chordata; Cladistia; Polypteriformes; Polypteridae. Gene Ontology annotation, biological process: protein folding; protein peptidyl-prolyl isomerization.
UAGCUUUGGAGAAAGUUUGUCCCUCUUUGUGAACCGUAGCUGGGCUCGUUUUUAAAAUAAUUCUGGCUGGAUGAAAGUGGUGUGUUGAGCACGGUGAACCCUUUUUAUUUUUAAAAAUACUGCUUCAAGACUACAGAAGACAUGGCCAUUCAGCCGAGCAAUCCCAAUAAUCCAAUCGUGUUCUUCGAUGUGACAAUUGGUGGUCAGGAGGUGGGACGAAUGAAGAUUGAACUGUUUGCAGAUGUCGUGCCUAAAACUGCAGAGAACUUCAGGCAGUUUUGUACCGGAGAGUUCAGGAAAGAUGGGGUCCCCAUUGGCUACAAGGGCAGCACCUUCCACAGGGUGAUCAAGGAUUUUAUGAUUCAAGGAGGGGAUUUUGUAAAUGGGGAUGGAACAGGAAUUUGCAGCAUCUACAGAGGUCCUUUUGCAGAUGAGAACUUCAAGUUGAAGCACUCUGCCCCAGGUCUGCUGUCUAUGGCAAACAGUGGACCGAGCACAAAUGGCUGCCAGUUCUUUAUUACUUGCACUAAGUGUGACUGGCUGGAUGGCAAGCAUGUUGUGUUUGGAAAGGUGAUUGAUGGCUUACUUGUAAUGAGGAAAAUUGAGAAUGUUCCUACAGGACCCAACAACAAGCCAAAGCUGCCUAUUGUUAUAGCACAGUGUGGAGAAAUGUGAAAACUGUUGCUUCUGCGCUGCACAUCACCAUUUCUGUUGGAUGCCCGCUGGUUUACUUGGGUCAUUUUUCAGGACUGUCCUUUAUCUGCACAUGUUCAAAGGAAAUUUUAACUGGACCAGGACACCAUGGAGAUUGUAAUAUAAACAUUUUUUUUUAAUAUUUGAAACAAAAGGGAUGAUGAUUUUACUAAAUUUAAUAAAUAAUCCCUCUUCCCUUACUUUGCCAUCAUGUCUUAUAUCUGAAGAAAGAAUGCAAAUUGGCAUUAAAGACAACUAAGGUAUAAUUAAAGAAGGAACUGAAAUUGCCACAUAAUUUAAAUUCAGUACAGAAGCUGUGGUGACACAUGUUUGUUCUCUUCAGUUUGCUGUUCCAUUGAAAUCCUGCAUUUAUGUCUUGGGGCUCCAGACUAAAAGAAAUUACUUGGAAGCCACUGGCUCCUAAAGUGAAACACUUAGGAGCAAAUUUACUUUUUUAGUUGCCAAAUCACAGAAAUGAAACUGUUUGUAGUAACAUAACAAAGACAUAGUGUCCACUAUUCUAUGCCUGUAGGUCUCUAGACUCUUUUUUGUUGGAGCAUUAAAUCUAUAUACAGUAACAAACUGAGGGUCUACUCAUCAGAUUCUAAUCCUGUGUAAUUGAAAAUCAAAGGAGGCGUGUCACUUUGCCAUCCUCUAUACUGAGACCUUGUCACUCACAAGGCUCAGGAUCAAACUGUGCAAGUGAAGGCCGUUCUAUGGAUAUCUUGAUUGAAUCAUCCAAUGUGGAAACAUAAGUGAACUGUGUAGUGCAGAAAAGGGUCAUUCACACUGGGUAGCACAUGCAUGGUCUGAACUAAAUGCAAAUCAUUCCUGAAAUCUUUAUGGUAAGGAUCUUCCCCCAAUGACAAGACAACCCCCAUAAGCUACUGUAAGACAUGUCUGUAAAGUGACCUUUGAUGAGCAACUUGAUUGCUGUCCACUCAGUCUGGACAGCCACAACACCACCACCCCUUCUUCGGCCAGAUGGUUUUGUUCCCUUUUAUUAAAGUGUCAAUGUCAUUCUCUUCAUAAGUGAUGAUGUUGAUCAGGACAGUAAUCAUGACACAAUACAGAGAAAUAUUGCAUGAUCUCUGCCCCCCUGAACCUGUACCUUGUUGUUCACCACUUAUCAUAAUUCCAAAUCUUUUUUUCUAGCUUUGUUACUUGCACUGUUUAUUUCAAUCUGAUGAUUAAGAUAUCAUCUCUGAAAACCCUUGAGCUGGUUGGUCUGAAAUGUCAUGCAGCUGCAGCUAUCAUUUGUGGUUUGCUAUGAUUUUUUUUUUUAGUUGUCUGCCUGUCUGUUCUGUGUAUCAUCCACCUGGACAAUAUCCUGGCUUUGGGUAUGCAAUUCUGAUUCUGUGUAUUGUAUGAAUUCCUAAAACUUUCCAUUUCUCAAUGGUCUUUCAUUCAUACUUUUGUCAUGACACAGCAUUUAAUUGUAGCUACAGCCUAAGGCAAAUUCACAGAUGUAAGCUUCUCUAGUCUCUCCACUUAGCCACGUAUCCAUGUUAGCAAAGGUUCCGUCUGCCCCAAAAGCACAGGUUUCAAAUUGAUACACAUUAGCCUGAUCUGCAUUAUUAAAUAUGUAUUUUAUUGUGUUUAGUUAUCCUUGAACACACUACUGCAACAAGAGUGUUCAAAAGUGCACCAAAAGAAUUAUGCCUACAGUAUACAAUCACAUUAUCUCUUCCAGUCUGUAAUGAUGAAGAUGUAAUUUACCUCUGCGGUCCCACUCAAUUUUUGUGAUUUAAGUACGUCUGCAGUACACCCAAUAAAUGAAGCGCAUGCAGUGUUAUCAUGCGUCUUUGAUAAAUCCAUUCCAUUCUUUUUCAUUAGCAAGGUUUGAGAGACAUAUUUUGGACACAGUAAUUACAUUAAACUAUGUUUUCAGUUAUUUAAUGUCCUGCUUGGCAGUUUUUUUCUUUUUUGCAGGUGAGAGAAAUGGCCCAAGGUACAGGUGUCUCAUUUUUAUGUUUCUGAUUCUCUCAGUUUUCUUUAUGCAUUUUUUAUUUGUCCCCUUGAAAAACCCUGCUUUCCCUGCAGUACAUCACUUAUUUAACUGUAUCAUUUAGUAUCACUAUACUAGUGAGGUUAGGAGCACAAUACAAAGCCAAGAAAAUUCCUGAAGCCACUAAUUUCUAAAGUGCCAUCCCAAUGAAUCACUCAAUGUAGAUAGUCCUAUAGAUGCAGUGUUAUCAAUAAUCACAUUAACCUCAACAAGUGAAAUCUGAAGAUCAAAACCAUUAUGAGUUACAAAUCGGUUUCAGUAUCAGUCACUGUGCAUAUGUUGUUGUUUUUUUUUUUUUUUAACAUGGUGUCAUUUCUGAACAGGUUUAAAUAGUGAAGGGAUCAUCUGACUCCAAUACAUCUGUCUUGUCACAGACUACACUCACCUUUGUGUGCUCUAGUCCAGUACCACAGUCUGCACACUAAGAUGACUUAACAUGUGCAGCGUAACAUUAGUAAUUGUAUCUACCUCACGGUCACCAUUUGUGAAGAAGAGUUACUUGUCACACAAUAAAAACAACUUUAUACUGGUUGUUCUCUGCCACAGUGGUGGCAAAAUCACUUCAAAUAGCCACCUACCAACGAUCAACCAAUUAAGCAGCUGCUGUUCACGUUGUGAUGAGUGGUAGUAGGCAUAAUGAUGAUGUGUAUGGUGCCUAUAGACUGACUCAAUUUUGUGCAUGCAAGUAGCCCUAAGCUUGGGAGGGAGGUGAAGUAAUUCAAGGUUUACUACAAUAACAGCAGAUAAAAAUGACUACAUAUUAACCUAGAAAAAGAAUGUUGUCUGUUAUUCAAUAAUGGUGACUAAACCUUAUAUUACUGUCACAAAUUCACAUUUUUGUCACAGUCUUGGAGCCCUGUGAAUUGUUAGCUGUUGCUGUUUAUGUGUGGAAUUUCUUGCUCAUUUCAAGUUGGGACUUUUGGCUUAAUUCUGUACAAAGAAAGGACUGAGCUUUGUUUGCUGUGCCGCAUCCUAUGGAAUGGCACUCCAGCAUUGGACACAUUUCAGGUACACAUCUGUGACAGCGUAAGGUGUACAGGGUGGUCAUGUGGCCCAAGAUACAGCCUUUGCUAUUCUUUACAUAAAAGUAAAACCUUACUUACCAAUAAUGUAUGAACUACCAGUCAUGGUGGUUCUAGUGAUGUAUCAAAGUUAGCAAUUGCACAGUGUUGCUGAUUUCUUAUGGAUGCUGUACUUGACCAAUUCUUAUGACCAGAACUUUCAUCUCACACAACAGAAAAAUUCAAUAAAGCUUAUGGAAACUAAAACUGAUAACUGUCAGAUUACUUUAAAUUGAAAGGAGUACAGUUACAUGGGAUGAACAAAAGGUUACCUUUUCCUCUUUUUAAAUAUUCAGUGAAGUAGUCACUUGCCUUUUAUGAAAAUCUUCAAUCUGAAUAUUAGAUAACCAUUCAUUGACUGAUAAAAGUUAAAGAAGAGCUCUGAUAAAACCCGAUAGGUUGCUGGAGCCAAAACAUUACAAAGGGUCACAAUAAGUACAAAUCUAAUAAUAAAUAUAUAUUCAAUGUAAAGAAAGGGCUCGGACUGACGGUGACAAACAGUACAUUUCAGUAGUCAUUUUUCAAACCACAUAUCCUCCAAAUCUAAGCUUCGAUAGAGGAAGUUACUUUUUCAUGCAGUAAGAAAUAUGCUUUGAUAGCCUUUUCUUUAUUGAACACAUUUUGUAUAAUAUAUGAAGAACAUAAUAAACAGUAUGUCAUUGCUUAUGACUGCAUAAAUCAAAAUGACUUGUUUUUUUUAAACCAAUUUUACCACCACAGUUUUUAUAUGCUUAGAGCUAAAUAGCACACGUUCAAAGACUUUUGGGAUGACUUUUUGACUCAUGGUUUAAAAAAAAAAAAAAAA